This is a messenger RNA of Pseudoliparis swirei, 1320 nucleotides long. RefSeq names its product LIM homeobox 8a (gene lhx8a). The record is from RefSeq and is a predicted model, not a curated record. Gene Ontology annotation, biological process: regulation of transcription by RNA polymerase II; neuron differentiation; forebrain neuron development. Lineage: Eukaryota; Metazoa; Chordata; Actinopteri; Perciformes; Liparidae. Gene Ontology annotation, cellular component: nucleus. The transcript has 8 exons. Gene Ontology annotation, molecular function: DNA-binding transcription factor activity, RNA polymerase II-specific; RNA polymerase II transcription regulatory region sequence-specific DNA binding. Bases 1 to 1095 code for a protein of 364 amino acids.
AUGGCGACUUUGACGUCACCGUGUCUCGCGCAUCGCUCCGGACUCGCAGACACAAUGUCGGAGGACGACACGGGACCGUCGGAGGCGGUUUUCACUCAGCUCCAAGCAGGAGACCUGUAUGGCGACACAGGUUCCUCUGGGCCUGAGGAUAUCUUCGAGGAGGACUCGUACUCGCCGUUCUCCCUCUCCUCGUCCUCCUCGGCCUCCGUCCACACCGCGGGCGCCCUGCAGGAGAACGUCCUGUGCACGUCCUGCGGCCAUGACAUAGUGGACCGGUACCUCCUCAAGGUGAACGAUCUGUGCUGGCACGUGCGCUGCCUCUCCUGCAGUGUGUGUAACACGUCGCUGGGGCGUCACGUGAGCUGCUACAUCAAGGACAAAGAGGUGUUCUGCAAACUGGACUACUUCAGGAGGUACGGGACCCGCUGCACCCGCUGCGGUCGCAACAUCCACUCCAGCGACUGGGUGCGUCGGGCCCGAGGCAGCACCUUCCACCUGGCCUGCUUCUCCUGCAACUCCUGCCGGCGCCAGCUGUCCACCGGGGAGGAGUGCGGCCUGCUGGAGAACCGGCUGUUCUGCCGGCCGCACUACGACCUCAUGAUGGAGAACGUCAUGCGCGUGAAAGUAAACGAGCAAUCCACAGCACAGGAGGAGGAGGAGGAGGUAGAGAAGGAAAAGAUCAGCACCACGACCAGACCUGCGAAGAGGGCCAGAACCAGCUUCACCGUGGACCAGACACAGGUGAUGCAAAUCCAGUUUACUAAAGACAACAACCCCGACGCCCAGAAUCUGCAGAAGCUGGCAGAGAGGACCGGCCUCAGCCGCCGGGUCAUCCAGGUUUGGUUUCAGAACUGUCGAGCUCGUCAAAAGAAAUACGUCGGCCCACAUUCUGGCUCCUCCCUGAUGACGUCGUUUGCUCCUAAUCAGCUGGCGCCGCCGCCGCUGAUGGAGGACCUGCAAUACACCACCUAUAUUUCCCCUGACGCGCCCCUCCUGGCCACUCUGACGUAUAUGGAUGUGCAAAAUCCGGACCAACUGUUGCUCCAGCCGCUCGUCUCCCAUUCGCUGACGCAGCUGCCGGUCAGCCACGCCUGAGCUCCCGCCGCCGCUCGACAACCGAGACGACAAAGUGUCCCGAGGUCACCGCAGCAGUUAAAUCGAUGAGUUAAAUGUUCACAGCCGAGCGGACGCUGAACCGACGAUGACGACGGCGUGAAUGGAACUUUUGUUAAUAUGUAUAUGAUGUGCAUUCCUUUGUGUUUAAUUUAUUUGGAGAAAAUGAUGAUAUGGCACUUUUGUCGGAGAAAAGAUGUAAAAAAA